AUGAAAAAAAAUUUAGUUUUCAACUCUCAUCGUCAUUCAUCGUCGAUAUCGAGAAAAUAUGAUCUUAAAACAUUAUUAGGUCGGAAAAAUUUGGCAAAUCCAUUUUUACAAGGAAGGAACGUCGAAGAAAAUGCCGCUGCUUACAAAAUUUUCAGUAUACUUUAUGGCCUCGUUGUUUUUAUGGGUGGUGUGGCGUUUUCCAUCUCUAGUGCUAUCAUACCAUCUGAACAAGGAGAAAAUAUAAAAGAUUUGGCUGCAAUUUAUUUUACAUCUCUCUAUUGGGUAUCGAUUAUUUGGAUAAUAUUUUGUAUUGUUGAUAUUGUUCGCCAUAAACGAAGAUUACAUACUCAUUCGAUAAGAGUUAAUAGUUUAGAUUCAAAUCAUACAGAAACAAAUUUAUUUCGAGAAAAUCAAGAUUUAAGAUUUUCUUCAAAAUCCUAUUUUAAUUUACGAACAUUUAGUAAUUAUAAUCAACAUCAAAAUCAAAUAUCAACGAUAAAUGAAGAUAAUCAUUAUAAUAAUAAAUCGAAAUCAUCAGAUAAUUUAUCGAUUUUUAGGAGUAAACCUAUUAAUAUUUUAAUCAGCGGACAAAACAUAAAUCGAAAUGGAACGCAUGCAAUAGGAAAUGAUAUUCAUCAACAAAAAGAUUCUAUUGUUCACCGAGAUAUUGGAUAUAAUUAUGAUGAUCGUUCAACAACUGGUGGUCUUUACAUUCGUGUCGGAAUCGGAAUUUUUUGUCUUGGUACAGUUAUACAUUCAGGUUUAUCGAUAUUAAGUAAUCUUGAAAAUUUUAUUUGUGUACCGUGGACAAAUGUUGUCGAUGAUUUUUCAAGAUUAUUGUUUAGUUUCGUUCAAUUUUUCUUUAUUUUUAAACAUUCUAAUUUAAUUAUUCGAGUACAUGAAAAUUUUGCUCGAUUAGCUGUAAUGCAUGUCGUUGUUACCAACUUGUGUGUAUGGUUUCGUAUGGUUGUUAAUGAAACAAAAUCUCAAAUACAGGAAAUGAGUGCCUACGAAACGAUCAUUGGCCAAUAUAAUAAUGUGACAAUUCAUAGUAACUACUUUAUCCAAAAUGGCCAAAAUCUCAUGAAUCGACUGCAUUGUAGACAAUCGAUAGAAGAUACUCUUGAAAUGACGAGUUCUAUUAAUCAAGGCUCUUUAAAAUUAAAACCACUACUCUAUCCAUGUACCAUUGAAUUUAGUCUUAUGUGUUUAACAUUAUUUUUUCUUAUAUGGGAAAAUAUUGGUAAAACUUUCACUUAUAAAAUGUCUGAUAAAGCCUCAACUAAAAAUGUAUUUAUGGUUAAUUGCCAUGCAUCAAUAAAAGGUUUCUUUGCUGGCAUGGUUAUAUUCUCAUGCACAGUUAUAUCAAUAAUACUUUAUGCUAUCCUUCAAAAUAACAUCACCGAUGAUAUAGAAUUAAUAUCCACAUCAUUAAAUAUUCUUCAGACACCAACAACUGUAUCCUAUCGAAAUCGUUCUUUAUUGAUUACCUCGACCCAUAGUCCAUUUAGUUUGACAUCUAAAACACCAAAAAAAGUUCUCUAUAGUAUCGCUAUUGUUGAAAUAGUUAAUCUCUGUUUAUUAAUCAUUUCUUUAUUUGGUACAACAUGGACAUUGAUUAAAAUUCGAAAAUUCGAAUAUAAAAGAAUAACUACACGUUUUGAUAGUGUUUUGAUUAUUGUAUCACUAUCCGGUAUUUAUUUAUAUUCAAUAUUUAGUGCGUUUGCUUUAUUCAACAAUAAAAAUCCAGCGACAUGGAUUGCUUAUCUUAAAAUAGGUAUUGUUAUUUUAGAAUUUAUUGAAGGCACUGUUCAUGCAUUUUUUAUACUUGUUGGUCUACGUAAGCGUCUCGUACGAACAAAUACUCGUGAAUGCCCAGCACGCGAAGUAAUUACAUUAUUAAUUAUGCUGGAUCUUAGUUUAUGGUUCGAAGAAACUACAACAACAACAAAACAUGAAGUUAAUCCAUUUCAAUUGGCCUUCUAUCAUGUUAUACCGUGGUCAAUUAUUGCUGCUAUCGCAACACCACUUCAAAUUUUUUUUCGGUUCCAUGCAUCUGUAUGUCUCUCACACAUUUGGGAAAAUAUGUAUGCUCUACCGACGUAUGAACCAAUUGUCCCGCACGAUCUAUGA
Rotaria socialis is the source of this 2133-nucleotide messenger RNA. The record is from the annotation of a GenBank genome assembly. NCBI's taxonomy places the organism in Eukaryota, Metazoa, Rotifera, Eurotatoria, Philodinida, Philodinidae.